CAAAGAAGCAACAGCCGACUGGGGAAGCCUCUCGUAAUCACCACGGCACUCCACCCAAGGAAUCGACCCAAUUUCAGCAACCCAUCUGUGCCCCCCGUAUCCCGGUCGUCCAGUACCUAUACUUGGUCAAUUUCGAAGAAGCUGAAUUGCAGAAAGUGCAAAGCAAUUCAGCCACCAUCGUCGUCGUCGUCGUCGUUCGUCGUUCGCAUCUUCGAAUAGGACCUCCUGUCCGUUUCCCGACUUUGGUCGCUGCAUCCCGACCAGCAGUCCUUCCCUUCCGGCAUCCGCCAACCCCAGCCCCGUCCGUCUCACCGACUAGACCGAGAACGCAAGAGGACCCAGCGUGUUUACCGAAACCAGGACGUGCGACGACAUCCUGAUUGACGACCAUCACCUCUAGUCACGACCCCGUCGACUCUCAACCUCAACUAGAACACACGAUAAUUUGAGUGACGACAAUCCGACACUAUGGCUUCGUCGACGUCCUCCAACGUCGUCGGUGUACACUACCGAGUGGGAAAGAAAAUUGGAGAGGGUUCAUUUGGUGUCAUUUUCGAGGGUACCAACCUCCUCAACAACCAGCAGGUUGCCAUCAAAUUCGAGCCGCGCAAGAGCGAUGCUCCCCAGCUUCGCGAUGAGUACAGGACAUACAAGAUCCUUGUGGGAUGCCCCGGGAUCCCCAAUGUCUACUACUUUGGCCAAGAAGGUCUUCACAACAUCUUGGUUAUUGAUCUCCUCGGUCCCUCUUUAGAAGAUCUCUUUGACCACUGCAAUCGCCGGUUCAGUCUCAAGACGGUCGUUAUGGUUGCCAAGCAAAUGCUGUCCCGUGUCCAAACUAUUCACGAGAAGAACUUGAUCUACCGCGAUAUCAAGCCCGACAACUUCUUGAUUGGAAGGCAGGGAACCAAGACCGCCAAUGUCAUUCACGUAGUUGAUUUCGGUAUGGCCAAGCAGUACCGUGACCCCAAGACCAAGCAGCACAUUCCCUACCGCGAAAGGAAAUCGCUUUCGGGAACUGCCCGUUACAUGUCCAUCAACACCCAUCUUGGCCGCGAACAAUCCCGACGAGAUGAUCUCGAGGCCUUGGGUCACGUUUUCAUGUACUUCCUCCGCGGUGGCUUGCCGUGGCAAGGCCUCAAGGCUGCUACUAACAAGCAAAAGUACGAGAAGAUUGGCGAAAAGAAGCAGACCACUGCCAUCAAAGAUCUCUGCGAAGGAUUCCCCGAACAAUUUGCCCAAUACCUUACAUACGUCCGCAACCUUGGCUUCGAGGAUCAACCCGAUUACGACUACCUCCGCGAACUUUUCUCUCAGGCGCUCAAGGAUGCCGGUGGCGUUGAGGACGGCGAAUAUGACUGGAUGAAGGUUAACAAGUCCGACAAGAAGGGGGACUGGGAUCGGCCUGGGGCUUUGCACAACCCAAACGCGAGACCUGGGCCCUCAGCUAUGGAAAUCCACAACUCGAGGGGGCCCACGACCCAUCACGCAAGCGACCCCCGAGCUCAAUUGACGGCCGCUCGUUUAAACGCCCCGCAGCCCUCGCCUCCAGCUCAGCCGGGGCAGCGGGCGAAAGAGCAACCAAACGCCAACGCGCAGAAUAACCGGGCUUACAAGUCCCAACCCACACCCACCCAGUCGGCGGGAAAUGGGGCGCAACCAUACAACAUGCAGCAGCCUCCGCAACGGACAAUGACCCACACUGCCACAUCGAACACGAACCCACCACCUUCUAACCAGCCACAACAACAGCAAGGCGGCAUCAAGGGCAUUUGGAAGGCCCUGUGCUGCAGCUGAAAAGGGUGGUGCUGAUUUUGUGUCCGUUUGUUUUAAUAAUAUCCUUCACUUCAAAAGGAGAAAAUGUGAGGAGCAAGUCUUCGUCCCAUCUAUAUAGAGGGAAUCCCGGGGGGGACGAGUCCUGUUGUAUGAAUUUGCCGAAACAUGGGGUUCUCAAAUGUUUUUGCAUGGGGACUAUAGAGGAUACCUUCCUUUGUUUUUCAUAGCGGUCUUACUCGGCUACGCGCAUCUGGCGUCUUUUACUUGCUUGAUCUACCUGGGGCACAUCAUUACGACCAUACGAUUAGUAUUCCAGACUCAGUCUUCUGUCUUUCUCGCUAUCUUCGCUUCCCCUCCCUCGACCUCCCCGGGAACCCUUUCUUCUUUUACCAUUUCUUGUUCCCUCCCUUCUUGGCUGGCCUUCGUUUGGCGAGAGGAUGCUAGGAUUUACGACGCCGGGCCGAUAUGGAAGGCGGAGCCGACUCACGUGGAGGACAGUGGUCUCGGAUGAUCCAGUCUUUAAUGACAGCUAUUUCUUUCCCGACGAACCCGUGCAAACGGUCAAGCCUCCCCGAUGUUGCCGCUGGAAGACGCGGUUCGGAGUGGGACGAAAGGGGAAGGAGGGGGAAACACGUGAGAAGUGGGAGGGGAAGUGACAGGGAAAGGUGAGGAGAGAAAGUUUGAAAAGAUCUCGGGAAAACGAAAAAAGGGGAAAAGAGGAAAGAGUAUUCAUAUUUGAUUGGAACGGAACGCCUCGGUGUUUUAGUGUUGCUGUUUGCGGGUGUGGUUCUGAGCUUGUUACUGUCUGUCUAUUGUCAUUGUCUACCUUGUCUGUUGUUGCGCGCUAUUGCUGUCUAGUCAGCAUCUUAUACAUCUCCGAACUACGUAUAAUAAUCAUUAUAUCCACUCACUCACUGAUCCUGUAUGGUAUUGAUCAUGUUAUCCUCUUCCAUUGUUCUUUCACGACAUGAUAUGAUCGAGGAUGAGGUGGCGUAAUAGAAUUUCUUCUUC
Messenger RNA from Neurospora tetrasperma FGSC 2508, 2784 nucleotides. RefSeq lists its product as uncharacterized. NCBI's taxonomy places the organism in Eukaryota, Fungi, Ascomycota, Sordariomycetes, Sordariales, Sordariaceae. The transcript is spliced from 6 exons. Gene Ontology annotation, molecular function: ATP binding; protein serine/threonine kinase activity. Gene Ontology annotation, biological process: peptidyl-serine phosphorylation; signal transduction; endocytosis. The record is from RefSeq and is a predicted model, not a curated record. Gene Ontology annotation, cellular component: cytoplasm; nucleus. The coding region runs from base 469 to 1794 and encodes 441 amino acids.